CCCGCCCAUUUUUGGGAACGCUUCCUCUCGUCUACUUAUAUAUAUACUACCCCGCCUCCCUCCUUGCCUGGCACAUCGCAUCGCAGCAUUGAACAUAGAGAGGCCUCUUCUUGGCCAAACAAGCAGAGAAGGAAACCAAGACAAAUCCCUGUCCAGGUCGGUCUUGAGGCAUCGCGAGGGCGGGAGGGCGGCCGGCAGCGACGACGAUGGUGAGGCCGCCGAGCAAGGGGCGGCAGCGCAUCGAUAUCGCGCCCAUCCUCGACAAGGACCGCUGCCAGGUCACCUGCUCCAAGCGCAAGUCCGGGCUCUUCAAGAAGGCCAGCGAGAUCUCCCUGCUCUGCGACGCGCACGUCGCCGUCCUCGUCUUCUCCAAGGCCGACAAGCCGUUCGCGCUGGGGACCCCCUCCGUCGACCACGUCCUCCGCCGCUUCGCGCCCCUCCCAGGCUACGACGAGGACGGCGCCCCCGCGCUGCUCGAGGACGUGGACGCCGUCGCCGACCGCGAGGCGGUGGAGGCCGUCUCGCGGCGAGCGGAGGAGACCAGGGCACUCGUGGCCGCGGAGCAGGCGCGGAUGAACGCCAUCGGGGACAAGGUGCUCCAGGCCAAGGCGGGCAGGCGGUUCUGGUGGGAGGCGGACAUGGAGGCGCUCGGGGAGGCGGAGCUGCCGGAGUUCGCCAGGGCGCUGCAGCGGCUCAGGGAUAACGUCGUCCGCCACGCUGAGAAGCUGCUCUCCGCUCCGGCGGCGCGGGAGCAGUAGUUGUGGCCCCGCCGGCGCUCAAAGCUGGGUCUUUUAAUUCUACUUGAGUAGGUUAAUUCUUUUUUACCGAGGUUAGGUUAAUCCUUGGUUACUUAGGUUACUGUAAUUGGCCUCUGAAAGGAUGAAAAAUUUUAGCGUGAUUGGUAUUAGUGGUUAA
Messenger RNA from Phragmites australis (common reed), 915 nucleotides. RefSeq names its product agamous-like MADS-box protein AGL61. Bases 207 to 758 code for a protein of 183 amino acids. Gene Ontology annotation, biological process: regulation of transcription by RNA polymerase II. The record is from RefSeq and is a predicted model, not a curated record. Gene Ontology annotation, molecular function: DNA-binding transcription factor activity, RNA polymerase II-specific; protein dimerization activity; RNA polymerase II cis-regulatory region sequence-specific DNA binding. The transcript has a single exon. Lineage: Eukaryota; Viridiplantae; Streptophyta; Magnoliopsida; Poales; Poaceae.